UUUUUUCAUUUGCAUUAGUUUUUCCGAACUCGAGACAUGAACGAAGAAAGUUCUUAUUGAUCUUAUAGUGAAUAUAAUGUGGUGUGUGGUAUGAGUUUGCCAUUUCGUUAAACAGAUAUAUAAUAUACAUAUAUAAUCCGCAAAAAAAGAAGACUUUUCUAUGAGUUCAAAUCACAAACUGACAACUGUGUUUGGCGAAUUUUUCGAUUUUCCCAAUUAUGCUUAAACAUUUUUACUUAAUUUAGUAACUGAAAGGUGCUCAAAACUGAGAAAUUUGUCGGUUGUUGCUGUAGAAAAACUGAAAAACUUUUUUUUCCGUUGAAAGUGUUUUUAACAUAACGUAAAGUGUAAAAAUAAAAUAAUAAAAUUAUACAUGUGUAUGUGUAAGGUUUCAAAAUAUAAAUAACUUACAUAUUUUAACCUAGUAUAGGGCAGAUAUAUAUAUAUAUUGAACAAAUAUUUGUAUGCAGUUUCAUGUGUGAAGUUUGAUGUAUAGUUUUUAUUCCAUGUGUGCACAAAUAUAGCUUUCGAUGCAAUUGUUUUGUGAAAGAUAAGAGCUCAGUAAACCGAAAUGUUCUCAACGCUACGAAAGUAAGCUGAUGUCGAAUAAAAUUAUGUAAAGAAAGCAGAAGAAGAAGGAUAUCUUUCUGAAUUUAACUGAAGCAAUUUAGGUCAACGUUAGUGAAUCAUAAGUGGAAUCAUAUACAUAUUAUGUUGUAAAAAAAAGUCAUAGAUAAAACAUAAUAGUAGAAUCCUGUAUGUUAAUGUAAAAUCUAAGUAAAUGCGACUUGUGGUGAUAAGCAACAGUACGUGCAGCAAUUUAUCUAAAAUGUGAAACAUCCGAUUAAUGAUUUUAAAUUCGUCAAAUAAAUCUAAUUUAAAAAAAAUUGUGGAAAUUUAUUAAAUGCAUCAACUAUAACACUAAUAAUAACAACAACCUGAUAUGGUAGAACAUACUCAGACAAGUGAUUAAAUUACAAAAUAAAAAUCAAAUAAAUUGGAUGCUAAUAUUGCAUAUUAAUGUAUUGGGUAAGGUAAUAAUCAACAAUUGAAGGCGGAAAACAUUAAAAGUGAAAUUACAUUGUGCUAAAAUAAAAUCAAAACUUAAAAACAGAAAAAUAAAUAAAAUAAAUUCAAACAAUCGUUAUCCGUCACGGUGGCAUCGCCGAAAGGCCCCAAGGGGGCCAAAAAAGGUCGUCCAACAAACAAUCAAAUCGCAAGCGAUAACACUUCGUCACAGCGAGGAUCGGUUGAUGGGGCCAUGCAAAAAUGUGGUCUAUGCUCACUUUUGUCACGUUUAUUGCGUCGGGCUAUGUGCGUCGGAUCUAGACGUGGUAGCGGUGAAUCAUAUUACCAGGAACUAGCAGAAACUAACAUACCGGACGUAACCACUAUGGAGACCACAGACAGCUCAAUUUAUAUUCGUUUAAUACCUGCUCAAAAUCAACGUCGUAUGUCUGACUCGGACAAAGAUCGCCCACUGUUAGAUGAAUUAGUAUUUGACGAUAAAUCAAACAAUCCCCGGAGACGUCAUGCAUGUACCGGACGAUUUCUAACAAUGCACAAACGGCGACGUAAGAAGUUACAGACGCGUGCCCUACUACAGGACACAGCUAUAUUGGAUGAUGUACUCCAUGGCCAAGUGCAGUGCAUUCUGAAUCAAGUUGGAAAUUGGAGAUUUAAUGCGUUUACUCUGGAAACAGUUACUGGAGGACGCUCACUGCCUGUUUUAUGUGUUCAUUUGUUCCAUUGGUAUGGCCUCUUGGAUCAUUUUAAUUUAGAUGUAGUUAGGCUAUGGAAAUUAUUUUCAUUAAUCGAAGAAGGAUAUCACAGCACAAAUCCGUAUCACAACUCAAUACAUGCAACAGAUGUCACACAAGCGAUGCACUGUUUCCUACAGGAAUCAACAAUUUUAGAGCAUUUAGAACCGAUCGAAGUAAUGGCUUCGCUACUUGGUGCUGUAACUCAUGACCUAGACCAUCCGGGUGUCAAUCAACCAUUUCUCAUAGCUACGUCGAACCAUUUAGCAGCAUUGUACGAAAAUACGUCAGUUUUGGAAAAUCAUCAUUGGCGUUCAGCAGUUGGCUGCUUGUUGGAAAGUGGCGUUGCCGAACAAAUUCAAGACAUACGACCGGAUCUUGAAAAUCAAAUUAGCUCUCUCAUACUAGCCACCGACAUCACAAGACAACAAGAGUUCUUAACUAAAUUAAGAAAUUAUCUUGACACAAACACAUUAGAUUUACGACGCGCUGAACACCGUCACUUCGUUUUACAAAUUGCAUUGAAAAGUGCUGAUAUAUCGAAUCCGUGCAGGCCAUGGGACGUCAGCAAAAAGUGGAGUCAAAAAGUGUGCGAAGAGUUCUUUCGGCAAGGUGACUAUGAACGCCAAUUAAAUCUACCGGUUACGUCAUUAUGUGAUCGAUAUUCAACAUCGGUGCCCAAGAUUCAAGUUGGCUUUUUCAAAUUUGUUGUAACACCAUUAUUCGAUGAAUGGCAUCGGUUUCUUCAAUCGAAACUAUCCAGAAAGAUGAUGAAAAAUCUCAAAUACAAUCAAAUCCAAUGGGAGACGAAGGUGGCAGCUGAAUUGGCAGAAGAAACUCGAACCGAAAUCUCCGAUGCCGAAGCACUCGAACAGGAAGUGGAUGAUGAUGAUGAUAAUAAUGAUGAUGUUGAGGAUGACGUCGAUGAUGUGGACAAUCGUUGUGUCGAAUUAUCGGACAGUUCCGAGGUUCUGUUGCCGGAAGUCAAAUUACCCCUAAGAAGAAGCUCUCUACAAGUACCGAGUUUUAAUAUCUCGCGAUUCGAUCGAAGAAAUUCAGCUCCAGUGAACCCACCGAAAAUAAUAUUACCACUGAAAGAACGCCGGUCUCGAGAGGCCAUACGUGAAGAUAUGGAAGCCCGAUUCGAAAAUGACACCUUUUCAAUGCUAUCAUCGGACAGCGAUAGUUUUCCGAAGGGUCGUUCAUCCGAUAACAGUGUACCGGAUCGCGAAAGACCCCUAAGUGCGGAAACACUUGUCCCAGACUUAAGUAUAGCUGCUAUGAGUAAUAGUGCAUGUGCAGAUCGAUUAAAUAUGGUCAUGCAUGGUGCUAGUAGCAUGAUUAACACGAAUAUGCUAACGGCCUCGAGUGCUACAAAGCAACUUAUUCGCCAGCAAACAUUUCCACCUCUUCAGCCAUAUGUUCGAGCUAGAUAUAUGUCUGCGGCUGCCGAUAUGGGCACAUCAUCAUGUGCGGAAACAUUGAUUGAAACCAAAUCGAAUUCAUCGGAUUCACCAUGCGAGAACGAAGUACGAGGUGUGCUGAUCAGUAAGAAAGAAAGUUUUAAACGUGAACAGGACGCCUAUCAAAUGGAGAAAUCCUGUAAAAUGGCCAAAUUAUCCAUUGAACCAGGACAAAAGGAAAAUCUCGAUCCAAGUAUUACCAAAAAGAACUCGACUCGCCGCCGAGGCUCGGCACCAGUUGUGGUUGUAUUACCUUCAAAGCCAGCUAACGAAGAGAGUUCAUUGUUGAAUAAAAAUGAUGCUUUCUACAGACGUGGAUCCAUGCCUGCACCAGUUAAUCGAAACACGAACGACAAUGGUGCGGUACAACCAGAUCUGCUCUAUGCAACCAAUGUGUCAUUGAUUCAACGACGUGGCUCGGUACCGUGCGACAGUUACGGUGGCUUUAGUCGUAACGGAUGCAGCGGUAAAAAUCGUAGUCGCAAAAAGGUGCUGCGUCGUCGAUCGUCCGGAGGUGCUGAAAUACUAAGUCCAAUAUUGGCCGAACCCGAUGAUGGUGCUGGCGAAGGAUCAGUUAGCAGCUCAUCAUGGUAUUGUUUCAAACGGGAAAUGAUAAGAAACCGAUCUGAUUUGGAUACACUGCUAUCAAAGCGUAGGGGCUCGUUGCCAGUUGAAGUUUUUGCAGUUUGUCAUUCAGGCACAUUGCGAAAUUAGGCUAUAUCCAGCGCGAAUCUAUUGAGCUAAGGAAUGAACAAAAACAAAAACUCCGUUUGGCUGGUUCCAGGAAUUUGUUAUAAAUUAUUGAACAACUUUUUUUUUCAUUUGGUUAUUCUAUUUAUAUGAUUUUAUUGUACAACCAUAACAAUAGAGCUUGAUGUUUAAGAAUCUAGAUUAUCGAAUGUUUAAUAUUCAGAAAAGUUGUAUAUUUCCCAUAUGUGGCAUCACUAUAAAAAUUAGCAUAUUGCGUGGUAUAUAACAUUACUCUGCAUAAUGUAUAACAUCCAGGGCCUAUUAUUGGGAAUUUAAUUUACUAUCGAAAACUGCAGACAUUUUUGGUAAAUUUCGAUAUUUUUCAGUAAAUUUUAGAAAAUAAAGUUCCCAAUAAGGCGCUGCAGGCUGUACACAAAUUGCGUCUAACAUUUGGGGAAAGAAGUGUCAAGGAAUUCGUAACAGUGCAAAAAAAAUUGUAUGGAAAAAUCAUACGAUAGUCUAGGUGGAGUCUAAAGUCAAUAAGUCGUUCGUAAUUUGUGCACAGCCUUCAAUAGGCUCUGAUAAAGUUAAAGGUAAUGAAAUUUCGGCAUGAAUUUGCUUCAGCUGUUUUUCAGCUGAUCAACACAAACACUCAAAACUUAUACGGUUUUGCCACUACCACGUGCGUGCGUGUCGCGUCAACCGUAUAAACAAGUUUUAACAGUUUUGAUUGUAUGUGUGGAUCAGCUGAAAAACAGCUGAAGUAAAUUCAUGCUGAAAUUUCACUGCCUCCGACUGUGAUGUUUGAUUAUUUCUUCUUUUAAAUAAAUUCAUUUGUGAGAAAAUAUUGAAUCGAUACAUAAACAUUGAAAAGAUUAAGUCUUGUAAGUUUAUACAAUUCUAAUGCCACUCGUACAACUAUUGCAAUCAUAACAUAACUGUUAUCUACAUACACGUUAAACGAAAGCAAGCGCUGGCACUUGCCUGCCAUCUAGUUUACAAUAAUCUGUAACUAAAUCAUAAAAACAAAUUAUAAAUAGAAACAAAAAUAAAAAAUAAUUUAAUAAAAAGGCAUCACCUAAUCAAUCUACGAACAACGACUCCAUUUCAUUAUAACAGUCACUUAAUCAAAAAAAUCAAUAUGUAAAUUAACAACCGGGCCAAAAAGAAACACAACAAUUUGAGAGCUUUAUCUUUCGGAAUAUUAAAAUUUUAGAUUUUCUUUUUACUAAGACCAAAAACAGUCAGACCAAUGAAAUGGUUUUUGUGGAACAAGCAUUCAUUUGAACUUGCAUACUUUCUCCCGUUCUAAAAACUAAAUCUAAAUUAACGAAUGUAAACGUUUUUCCGCAAAAAAAAGAAAAAACAUUGAAAAAUAACGUGGGUUUGUCGAAGGGAAUGUCUUACCAAAGCGGACAUUGGCAAAAAAAUGUCUAGUCAUCCAUAUUUCAGUAAACACCGAACAAAAUUCUUUGGACAAAUUAACAACCACAAUUUGCACAGACUUUGUGAACAUUUUGAAAAGUAAAUUUAAGUGAAAUAGGAAGCGAAUAUGAUGAAGACAUGUAUUGAUUAUGUUGUAAGUGUAAGAGGUGUUAAUUUAAUGGAACAAACAUUGGUGAAACACAUUUUCAUAGAAAAUAAUAUUUCAAAAAAUUAUUUUUUUUCGAAAGGGUAACAAUUUUACCGGGGAAACACUUUUUGGAAAAAUUUUACGAUAAAAAUUAAAUCUAUUUGAGCGAAGAGUAAACAUUUUGAACUUAGUAUUAUGCAAAUUUUUUAUGACGACUACACAAAUUACAUCAAUUUUGACCUUCGAAUGACUGUAAAAGGACCAUAAACCAAUGUGUGAUUAAGCGAAGAUAAAAAUUACAAAUGACCCGAAAAUUCAAAGUGCGUUAAUUUCUACAUUCGUUAAGUGUUUACACGUAAAGCGCGUCAUUUAUUUUUGUAAUAUAAAUGUAGAAGCUCAAUCCACUAGACCCUACAAAAGCGAAGCUGAAUAUCAAAUCAAAAAGUGAGUUACGGUGUGGUUGAAUAAACUUUAAUCAGAUGGAAAUUAAGUUAACUGCUACUCGCCUGUCGAAGUUCGGUUCACUCGUAACAAAAAUAUCACAUUUCUUAACACAUUCAGUUGAGCGAUCCAAAGCUCUCGGACAUUUUAACCUAUCUGUUUCUGAGAUAACCAUUUAUUAUUGGCGAACAGUGGUGACUUUAUACUGUGGAUCUUUUUUCCACAAACUUUUUUAAACAUUCAAAACUAUCAAAUCAAACCAAAAUGUGUUCAUAUUUCCACAAUUUAACUUUAUCGACUCAUAUUUCACAUUCGCUAAAAUAUAGGGGAUACAACGCCAAUAAUAAUUAGAACAAAAGCCCAUUUGCAACGGAUUUCUAAUUAAAAUUUGUUCAACGACACUGUGACUGCUUUCGCAUUAAAAGCUAUAAAAAUUGUAGAAUAAUGAAACUUGUUCUUAGAUUUGCUUUUAUGAAACGCUUUUCUGUUAAUAAAUUGUUCGCCGACCAUAAAUUCUUCGUCCUAUAAAUUUUCAAACCGAAAAGAUAUCACCAAGGGUGUCUCUAUCCUGUGUUCGUCUGUAUCAACUCUGAAAGAUUUGAUAUCAAUGUCUUAAAAAUACUUCGUUCACGUGAAGUAGUAGACCCGAUUGUUUAACUACUGAUAUGCUUACCGCCUGUGCAGGGUAAACGACAACCAAGUUUUCAUCAAUUGUCAAGAUUGAGCAAUUUAACUAAUUAUGAUUACGCAUCUAUAAGAAAGUGUCUUUUUGACAUGAAAACGAACAAAAUUGGAUACGCAAUCGCGAAAGUUUAUCGUUGAAAGAAGGGCAAAUAUUCUCUUCAAGUCUAAAAACACACUUCUUGUCUUCAUGGUGCAAGUACAUUUUUCACAUUCGAGACGAAUUCAAAUAGAGAUGACGAUUGAAGUGCUUUACCAACGAAUAGAACGGUUGAAGCCGGGUAUUUCCUAGAAAACGUUUUCUAAAAUUUUCUCGAACAUUCUACAACGUCUCAAAAUUUAUAAAAUUUUAUAAAGUUUUCACAAAUUGUAGAAUUUUUAAAAAUUUUAUAUAAUUUUUAGAGAUUUACAGAUUUCUAGAAGUUUCUCGUAGUUUCUAGAAUUUCUAAGAUUUUCUAGAAUUUCUAAAAUUUUCUAGAAUUACUGAAAUCUAUAAAUUAGGUCCUGGAGGCCCUGAAGCAUGGACCUUUGCGCGUAGAAUGCAAAACUGUUGCAUUUGAACAUGGACUUUUGCGCGUAGGAUACAAUUCUAACAUUUGAACAUGGACUUUUGCGCGUAGGAUAAGACACACAUUCGGAAGAGAAACAAAUUCGAUGUGUACACAUGGAUAAGAAGUUAUCUAAAUUUUCUUCUCUUUACGGAAAUACCUGUUGCAUUUUAAUCUUUCUACAAUUGGUCUCGGUAUCCUAUUUUUUUUCUAUGCUAGAGAGUGGUGCUCGUGGUGCUAUCAAUGAAAAAUUUUAUAUUAAUAUUUGGCGCACUUUACAUUAUAAAUAAAAACAUCAGUAAUAAUCGUAUUUAGAAGAGUGCAAUAUUUUACUUAUUGGUUUAGAUAAAUGCCAAAUUAAAUUUUGUUUUUAAUAAGAAAAUAUCGAAAAUUGUGAUAAAUCCGUGGUCCUGUCUCAAUACCGACACAUUAUUAUUAUCACAAACGAAAUCUAAAACUUCCUCUCAAAACGCUUGCCUUUAUUGUUAAUGAUCAAGCGCAUCUUUCUGUGAUUAUUGUGACCUCGAAUUAUGGUCCAAAUUAACAAAAAAAAAACUUCAUAACAAUCUCCUACCUUCACUUAUUUAUUUCCGUUUUAUUUUCCUAAAAACACCAGUUUUAUAUGCUACACCUUUCAUAAAACGUUUUCACAUCAACAAGUUGAAGUCAUCAAAAAUUCCUGCACGAAUUCCUUCGAAAAUGAAUUAGACAAAUUUUUAAACUGAAUCGCACAACUGAGGGCAAUUAAGAUGGUACAUUCUUGGAUUACGGAAUAUCUAAUAAAAAGCUUAACCGAAUCGAAUCACAAUAAUUUAAAAUGACUUAAAGAAUUUUCGGUUUACAUUUAACAAUUGGAACAUAUCAAAAUUUAUAUGAAAUUUGUUUUUGUUUUGCACUCUCGCGUUCGCGUAUACACACGCUAUUGUAAGCGUCGAUCGUUUAUCGAUUUUCCAUUGAUUAAAAAAAAUGGUUAAAAUUUAAUUUUUUUAAAAAUCCUAAUUCGAUUAAAAAAAAUUUUAAAAAAAAAUUGGAUGAAGGGGUCAUGGAAAAUAAAACGUAAAAGUCUAACAAAAUUCAAUAUAAAAAAAAUAUUUCUCGUAAUUUCGAAGGGAGAAGCAAUAAAGACUGUUAGAAAAGAAAAAUUGUUUAUUAACAAAAAGUAAAAUCUAAAUUGAAUCUAAAAUUUAGAUAGAGAAAUAAUGAAAAAUAAACAAACAAACAAAAAAAAAAUGAAUAAAUAAAGAAAAUGUGAACGUAGGUAGAAGUAAUCUACAAUCAAUCAAACAUAUUUAAAAUUAACUAUAAAAAAUUAUUAUAAAAUGAAAAAAGAAUAAAAAUGAAAAUGAGAAAAAAUGAUAAAUUCAAAAAAUAGAUUUUUAGAUUUUAAGGAUAUUAACUUGAGUGCUAAAUUUUAGACAAAAAGGAAAAGAGAAAAGGAAGAAGUAGAAUUGAUGACAAAGAAAAAAUAAUAGGAAAGAUAAGAGUUAAAUGAAAUAAUCUUUAAAAAAAAUUGAAAAAGAAAAGUCAUAAAAUGGAAAUUAGUGAAAUAGACACACAUUUCUUUGAAAUUCAAACAUCAGCUGGUCUGUGAUGAAUUUGUUUUUUUUUUUAGUUAUUUUCGUUUUAUUUAAUAAAAAAUAAGAGUUAAUCAUGUUGCAAUUUGAAGUAUAUAAGCAUUUUAAAUCUAAUUUAAUUUGCUUCAUUCUAAUUUAUUUAUUGUCUGAGACCCGUACGGAAAAAUAGUCAUUCGAUAGUAUUUUGUUUUUUGUCAUUAUCACACAAUAUAAAUUAUUAAUUACAACAGAGACCUACUCCUGCUAUUACAACUUAGUUAUUGGGUCGAGACCUUUUAGAUUCAAAUGCUGAUCGGACGUAUUCAAUCUAAACCGAAAGAGGUUAUUACUGGAAAUUUUCGAUUGCAAACACUUGAGGAACUGGAACUCCAACGUUUGAUGGGAAGAACUUUAGGUUAUUUUAAAGUAAAAAAAAGGACAAAGGAAAAAACUACUGCCCGAACUUCAACCCAAAAACUAAUGUAAAAAUAUUAUUGAGCCAAUUAUAUUUCGAGCGAAACGUCCGCAAAUUUUAAUAUAAUUCACGCAUAAGUCCUUUGUUCAAGAAAAAACCAUUCAAUAACUGGCCCAAUUUUCUCACAUAAAAAAAAAUAUUUUCUUAAAACGAAGUUACAAAAUAACCCACGAAACGACUUAACUUGAUCCACGUGACCCAUAUACCCAUAUAAAUUAGGCCACAAUGUGGGCCCCCAAAAUGUGUUCAUUUUUCAAAUCAUAAUGCGUCGAAGAGAAAAUGAGUUGCUUGACAAGACACAAUUUUUGGUGCUCGUGUAUAUAAACGACCUAUAAAAACUCGUUCGUUUAAAUCCAAAAUUGGUUUAUUGUUAGCAUCAUAGUUUUAAGAAUAGCUCGUCAAAUAAUGCAUUUUUGCUGACCUAAACCGUUUUCUUUGAUUCUCCAUAGAUAACUGGACUUCUUAUACAUUCGUGAUAGAAUCUUACCCAAACUUGUCUCCUCUUCAUAUCUCGAUUAUUUUCUGAAAGUCUACACGAAAAUUAUUGGAAAAUCUUUUUUUUUUGGGAAUUCUGUUCAUAAUUUACAAUGUAUAAUGCUUCGUAGCCAAGUCAAUGUUGAUAAAUCUUCUUAGCUAUUUUUCGUGAAAAUCCGGUACCAUUUCGAUUUUUGGCGACCUCUCAAAGUUUGCCAAUUUACACUGAAAACACACAAUGAUCGAAUACUUUUGAACUGGUUUUCAAGUACUAAGAACUAAUUUUCCUGUAAACAUUUGCAAUAGCACUUUACCAAACACAAGGUUACGUGAAUGGAGGUUUCCAGCUAGAGCCGAAGGCUACGAAGAGGCGUACUAGAUAGAGAAAUGUAAUAACUGAGGAAGAAAAGGUAGGAUUGAGUAUGGAAAAUUAACUUGAUGAAACUGUCAAUCGUAUUUAAUUUCAAGCAAUUGUAAUGCAAGUCCAACGAAAAACACAAUAUUUAAUAAAUUAGUUUUAAGUCGUACGGGUCUAGCUUACACAACUGACAUGGGCUUGAUGUUGUUUUUCUCAGAAAGUAUAAAAUUGUAACAUGUGUACAUGUAUAAAUCCACAAAUAAAUUACACAACGGUGAAAAUGAAAUUUUCACACUGAAAAUAAAUUAGUUAUUUGACAGACAACCAUAAACAGAAUU
Bradysia coprophila is the source of this 10354-nucleotide messenger RNA. RefSeq lists its product as uncharacterized. Gene Ontology annotation, biological process: signal transduction. NCBI's taxonomy places the organism in Eukaryota, Metazoa, Arthropoda, Insecta, Diptera, Sciaridae. The record is from RefSeq and is a predicted model, not a curated record. Gene Ontology annotation, molecular function: 3',5'-cyclic-nucleotide phosphodiesterase activity.